AUGGAGAAAUCAGGUGAAAUAAUAACAAUUUUUAUAGGACAGGCUGGUACGCAACUAGCGAAUGCUUGUUGGGAAUUAUUCUGCUUGGAACACGGUGUAGCUCCAAACGGCUGCAUUCAACAAGGUUAUUACCCCAUAGACAGUUCGUUUUGUACAUUUUUUACGGAAACACAAGCGAGAAAGUUGACGCCACGGACAUUGAUCGUCGAUCUAGAACCAACGGUGAUCGACGAGAUUCGAACUGGUUCCUACAAACGUUUGUUUUCUCCGGACUCGUUGAUCAGUGGAAAAGAGGACGCGUCAAACAAUUAUGCGAGAGGCUACCAUACCAUAGGUAAAGAGGCAAUCGAUCUCGUGUUGCAUCGCGUUUGCAAACUAUGGGAAUCAUGUUCUAGACCUUGCGGAUUCAUCGUGUUCAGAUCGUUUAGCGGCGGAACCGGCAGUGGUUUUGCCACGUUACUGCUGCAGCGUCUAUCGCGCGAUUACCCUAAGACAAUAACUUUCGAAUUUGCCAUCUAUCCAUCUCCUAACAUCUCCACUGUUAUCGUGGAACCUUACAACUCGGUUUUCACCACAGUCGGUAGUCUAGAUAACGUGGACUGCUCCUUUCUCGUAGACAACGAGGCCUUAUACAAUAUUUGCGCAAGAACCUCCUCCCUUCACAGAAAUUUGGAUGUGAACAAUCCAACGUACACGAAUCUGAAUCGACUGCAGGCUCAAGUGAUUUCGAGCGUUACAGCCUCGAUGAGGUUCGAGGGAGCCGUGAAUCUGAGCUUGCAAGAACUUCAAACAAAUCUGGUACCCUAUUCGAGGAUUCACUUCGCCCUGACUACGUAUUCUCCGUUGAUUUCCCCUGCGAAAGCCGCGCACUGCGACAUUAACACUCAGCAAAUCACGUACGAGUGUUUCGACCCAGCUAACCAGGUGCUGACUAGUGUUCCACUCGUAGAAUUUAUUCGUGACUCUCCUGAUCGAUUUGUAGAUGGUCAAAUGUGAUCUACGCACAGGAGCUUACAUGAGUUGUUGUCUGCUGUACCGCGGAGACGUAAAUCCAAAUGACGUAAGUAGGGCGAUCGCGUCGUUGAAAGGAAAGAAGUCGAUUCGUUUUGUCAGCUGGAGUCCGACCGGGUUCAAGGUAACUUACUCGUUUUUUCAAGUAACAGCGAUGACGUUUCUAUUUCUUUGUAUACGUCGCACAAAGAUUUAUCACGAUCACGGCUCGUGGAUCAUCACGGAAUGAUGCACCGUUUUGCUAGACUAUUGACGUACGUUUGUUAGAUAAUGAGCCCAUACAUAUUUUGGCUAGAACGAUGAACUGUAAAUACAGGGACUGAACUUUGGCAAUGGAUGAUGUAACGAGUUUGUCUAGAUACGUUGCGUGAUUCGUGAGUAAAAGUGACGCGAAACGACAUGGUAGUUUCACGGAUAGUUUCUUCUAGGAAUACUGCCAGCAAUCACGCUACAAGGGAACCGAUAAAAAUGAAAAUUUUCAGGUAGGAAUUAAUUAUCAACCGACCACCACGGUUCCCGGCGGAGACUUA
This is a messenger RNA of Megachile rotundata (alfalfa leafcutting bee), 1541 nucleotides long. Its product is annotated as tubulin alpha-1C chain. Gene Ontology annotation, biological process: microtubule-based process. Lineage: Eukaryota; Metazoa; Arthropoda; Insecta; Hymenoptera; Megachilidae. Gene Ontology annotation, molecular function: structural constituent of cytoskeleton; GTP binding. Gene Ontology annotation, cellular component: microtubule. The record is from RefSeq and is a predicted model, not a curated record.